Cryphonectria parasitica EP155 is the source of this 953-nucleotide messenger RNA. RefSeq lists its product as uncharacterized. Gene Ontology annotation, molecular function: inositol phosphoceramide synthase activity. The annotation marks the transcript as partial. The record is from RefSeq and is a predicted model, not a curated record. The transcript is spliced from 2 exons. Gene Ontology annotation, cellular component: inositol phosphoceramide synthase complex. Gene Ontology annotation, biological process: sphingolipid biosynthetic process; inositol phosphoceramide metabolic process. Lineage: Eukaryota; Fungi; Ascomycota; Sordariomycetes; Diaporthales; Cryphonectriaceae.
GGUGUACUACGGCGGGAGCAAGCAGAUGUGGGACGUCGCGCAGGAACAUGCGCUUGCGAUCCUCGAGCUCGAGACCUACAUAUUUGGGAGGACUGCUCUGACGGGAACUUCAAGGUGGAUCGAGUGGAAUGUUCAGCAGUGGUUCCUCACAGGCGCAAGAGCUGGUGACUGGCGCGGUACCUUUCUCACCGUCCUCAACCGCUCCUACGCCCUCAUCCACAUCCCCGGCACUGUAGGUUUCAUCGCAUUCUACUACUACAUGUCGCCGACCUUCUCACGCUUCGCCAUCGCCCGCCGGACCAUGACUCUGUGCAACCUCUUCGCCUUCGUGGUGUUCAUCUUCUACCCUUGCAUGCCGCCGCGUCUGCUUCCCAUGGAGUACGGCUUUAUCGACACCGUUAACGGAGAGGAUGCUACCUCUGUCUGGAUGAGCGGCAACUUCGUCAACCGUCUGGCGGCCAUGCCUAGCAUGCACUUUGGCUAUGCCUUUUGUAUCGGGUGCGUCUUCAUGUAUGAGAGCGCUGCCCUCAGUGGAGCGAAACAAAUGUACCGGCGAUUCGGCAAGACCCGGAACCCCAGCGAGACUUGGCUUCCGGUGCCGGGCGCGGACGAGGAGAACCUGAACGCUUCCCCCAACCACAUCAGCCUCGAGCAGCCCGGCAGCGGCGGCAGCAGCACCAUCAACACCACUAGCAGCAGCAGCGAGCGUUCCGUCCCAUCGCGCAUUGCCUUCUUCGCAUUUGGUGUGUGGUAUCCCCUCUGGGUGCUGCUGACUAUUAUCGCGACGGCGAACCACUAUCUCAUGGAUGCCAUGGUGGCCUCUCUGGUGGUCGUCAUGGCCUUCACCUGCAACCGGAUCCUGAUGAACUUCCUACCGCUCGAGGAUCUGCUGCUGUGGGCAUGGAGGCUGGAGAAGCCAGUGCCCACUACUGGCAUGCGACGGAGACGCCCCU